CGCAUGGGGCCCGUAUCCCAGGCUGACCUGGAAUUCCUGGUUUCGAGCGAUGCUCCGGCACACAGUCAGGGCCACCCUACAGGAUUUUCUGUCUGACGCGCGACUUGAGCUGCGGUGCAAAGACCCCAGCGGCCUCCUCAGCAGCUAAGGAUAUUUCCUGUCAAAGCGGGAGUGCGCUGCAUGACCUUGUCUCUCGAAUUUCUUCCCCAAUUUUUCUUUACACUGUUACUUUGCAAAAGCCCUUUUUGGUGAAUAUCAACUUCUCGUAAGGCUUGUUCUAAGAGACCUGGACCUCUGCUGAAGUGGAAGCAAAAUUUUUAAAUCCCAUAGGAUCCUCUGAUUCCGGUUGUCCUCACAGGCCCAGAAAACCAGGUGAUGGCAGCAACCGGGCUUCUGCCCUUGCCAGCAGCACCCCAGGCAAAAGUGACGUUCGAGGAUGUGGCUAUUCUCCUCUCUCAGGAGGAAUGGGCCCGCCUGGGCCCUGCUCAGAGGGGCCUCUACCGAAAUGUGAUGAUGGAGACCUAUGGGAAUGUGGUCUCACUGGGACUUCCAGGAUCCAAGCCUGUUGUGAUUUCCCAGCUGGAACGAGGAGAAGACCCAUGGGUCCAGGAUGAACAGGGAACUGCAGAGAGCCAAAGCCUGGAAAGUGGCCACUCAGACAGUCUCAAAUGUGACUACUCUACAGCCUACAUGCAGCAAAACAGCUUGUCUGGUCCAUGGGAAUGUAAAACCAAAGAAGAGAACCAAAAUACAGGCUUACAGCCAUUAAGUUCAGAUAAAAUAACAGUGAUUCUAGGGGAAGCAUAUUUGAAAAGGACUGAUCAAGAACAUUGCAAAACAGAGCAGAGCUUCUACCUGGGUUCAAACCCUGUUGGCCCUCAUAAUGUUCAGGUCUUAAAUACCAGCAUACCACUCACUCCACACCAGAUGGCUCCUAGUGGAGAGAGACCCUAUAUGUGCAUUGAGUGUGGAAAGUGCUUUGGUCGGAGCUCUCAUCUCCUUCAGCAUCAGCGAAUCCAUACUGGUGAGAAACCCUAUGUGUGUAGUGUAUGUGGGAAGGCCUUCAGCCAGAGUUCUGUCCUUAGUAAGCAUAGGAGGAUCCAUACAGGUGAGAAGCCCUAUGAGUGUAAUGAAUGUGGGAAAGCCUUUAGAGUGAGCUCAGACCUUGCUCAGCAUCACAAGAUACACACAGGAGAGAAGCCUCACGAGUGUCUGGAAUGUGGGAAGGCAUUCACUCAGCUCUCACACCUCAUUCAGCACCAGCGGAUCCAUACAGGGGAGAGGCCAUAUGUGUGUGCCUUGUGUGGGAAAGCCUUCAACCAUAGCACUGUCCUGCGGAGCCACCAGAGAGUACACACUGGGGAGAAGCCUCACAGGUGCAGUGAGUGUGGGAAAACAUUCAGUGUGAAGAGAACCCUGCUGCAACACCAGCGAGUCCACACUGGGGAGAAGCCCUACACAUGCAGUGAGUGUGGCAAGGCCUUCAGUGACCGCUCUGUGCUCAUCCAGCACCACAAUGUGCACACUGGGGAAAAGCCAUAUGAAUGCAGUGAGUGUGGCAAGACCUUCAGCCACCGUUCCACCCUGAUGAACCAUGAGAGGAUUCACACUGAGGAGAAGCCCUAUGCAUGUUAUGAGUGUGGGAAAGCCUUUGUUCAGCACUCACAUCUGAUCCAGCACCAGAGAGUCCACACUGGAGAGAAACCCUAUGUGUGCAGUGAGUGUGGGCAUGCUUUUAGUGCACGCAGAUCUCUGAUCCAGCAUGAGAGAAUUCACACAGGUGAGAAACCCUUUCAGUGCACAGAGUGUGGCAAAGCUUUCAGCCUGAAAGCAACUCUUAUCGUGCAUUUGAGGACCCACACUGGUGAGAAACCCUAUGAGUGCAACAGCUGUGGCAAGGCAUUCAGUCAGUACUCAGUACUCAUCCAGCACCAGCGGAUCCAUACAGGAGAGAAACCCUAUGAAUGUGGAGAGUGUGGACGUGCCUUCAACCAGCAUGGGCAUCUGAUCCAGCACCAGAAGGUACACAAGAAACUGUGAUCCGUGGUCAUCAAAAGCCCACACUCAGAACUUUCACAAGGCACAGGCAGCCUUCCUCCCAGGAGGUUUUUCUGAUAACUCUACAGGACCUUUCUUUGGUAACUCAGUGUCAUGUCCUUAUUGUGGAAAAAAUAAUCAGAGAAUGUCUAUUUUAUUUUCCUUACCAUCUUGAAGUUAUGUUGGAGAGUAACCCUAAAACUGUAGUGAAUAUUGAUAUAGUAAUUCUCCCUUUGUUUGACAUGACAUGAAUUAGUUUAUUUGAUGCAAUUAAAAAGCUGAGGCACAAGUACUAUUGUCCCAAUAAAACUUACUACAUUUCAAAGUUCUUUUUCUUAGAUAACUUCAUGCCUUUUCUAAAUGAAAUUAAUCAUUCUAAUAUUGUACUUACAUUUAGAAUGUUGGACUAAAUAAAUGUAAAAUUCAACUCAAAAGUAGGUAAUUUAGGGGCUGGGAAUGUAGCUCAGUUGAUCAAGUGCUUAUGCUCUAAGCCAGGGGUUCUAUCCCUAGCACCACAUAAAUGACAAGUUUGAUACACACCUGUAAUACUUAUUCUGGAGGUGAAGGCAGGAGGAGUGGGAGCUCAAGGCUGUCCUUGACUUUAUAUUAAGUUCAAACCCAACUCUGGGCUACAGGAAACCUCGAGUCAAAAAUUAUAAAUAUUUAAACAGGUAUUUUUCUCAAAACUUGCUCUUGUGACCCGCAGCUCUCUCAGAUCCACGGGUCUUGAACAGGAAUAGGACAGGUGCUCCAUACCAAGUGAUACCUCUUCACACUUACAAAUGUCUCCAGGAAAACAUUACAGAAAUUCUUGGACUCAGCUCUUUUGUACUGUCUCUAGUAUUCUAUAUACUUGGGGAAUUUUUUUAGACAUAUUUUAAAAAUGUAUUCUGUGGAAAAGGGGUGGGUAUACACACAUUGUGCUACAGCAUGCAUACAGAAGUCAGAACAGCUUGCAGGAAUCUUCUCCCACCAUGUGGGUUCUGGGUAUCAAACUCAGGUCAUCAGGCUUAGUGGCAGGCACCUUUAUCUGGUGCGACAUCUCAACUACCUUCUUAAUUCUUUUAUUAUUAGUUUUACUCCUAGUUCAAGACUCUAAUAUACAUUGCCAUACUGUGAUGAAUCUGGUUUGUUCAUAAUUUUUAUAUUAUAUUCAAAAUUAUUUGUGUGGUUUUAAGUAUACAACUCUAGUAGCCAAACAGCAAAGCCAUUUUGUAGCAACCAGCCAUAAAUGAAACAAAUGUU
Nannospalax galili (Upper Galilee mountains blind mole rat) is the source of this 3282-nucleotide messenger RNA. RefSeq names its product zinc finger protein 250 (gene Znf250). Bases 376 to 2040 code for a protein of 554 amino acids. NCBI's taxonomy places the organism in Eukaryota, Metazoa, Chordata, Mammalia, Rodentia, Spalacidae. The record is from RefSeq and is a predicted model, not a curated record. The transcript has 7 exons. Gene Ontology annotation, biological process: regulation of DNA-templated transcription.